AUGGCGGACAGAUACUCCUUCUCUCUCACUACAUUCUCGCCCAGCGGCAAGCUGGUGCAAAUCGAGUAUGCCUUGAACGCUGUCAACCAAGGCAUUACUGCGCUGGGAAUCAAAGCCACGAACGGUAUUGUCCUCGCGACCGAAAAGAAGUCAUCUUCGCCCCUCGCCGACCAGAGUUCACUUUCCAAGAUUAGUAACAUCACGCCGAACAUCGGCACGGUCUACUCUGGCAUGGGCCCUGACUACAGAGUGCUGGUCGACCGCGCACGUAAAGUUUCGCACACUGGAUACAAGAGAAUCUACAACGAAUACCCUCCGACCCGCAUAUUAGUUCAGGAUGUAGCUCGCGUCAUGCAGGAAGCCACCCAAUCUGCUGGUGUUCGGCCAUAUGGUGUGAGCAUGCUGGUUGCUGGGUGGGACGACGGUAUCGAGCCUGAGGAGGCUGAGGAGGCCCAGGCCCAGGCCGGCGAGAAAAAGGCCAACAAGAAGACAGGAGGCAUUCACAAGGGUGGCCCUAUGCUGUACCAGGUCGACCCCACGGGCAGUUAUUUCCCAUGGAAGGCUACGGCCAUCGGCAAGAGUGCGACAAAGGCCAAGACAUUCCUGGAGAAGAGAUACUCGGAAGAGCUGGAGCUUGAAGAUGCUAUCCACAUUGCUCUGCUGACUCUCAAGGACAACAUCGAGGGCGAGAUGAACGGUGACUCUAUUGAAAUUGGCAUUGUUGGACCUCCUGCCGAUCAUUUGCUGGGCCUCGAAGGUGUCGAGGGAGCCUCUGGCCCUCGCUUCCGCAAGCUCACGCCGCAAGAAAUCGAGGACUAUUUGACGAGUCUAUAA
Messenger RNA from Akanthomyces muscarius, 834 nucleotides. RefSeq lists its product as uncharacterized. The coding region runs from base 1 to 834 and encodes 277 amino acids. The transcript is spliced from 5 exons. Gene Ontology annotation, cellular component: proteasome core complex; proteasome core complex, alpha-subunit complex. The record is from RefSeq and is a predicted model, not a curated record. Lineage: Eukaryota; Fungi; Ascomycota; Sordariomycetes; Hypocreales; Cordycipitaceae. Gene Ontology annotation, biological process: ubiquitin-dependent protein catabolic process.